Emiliania huxleyi CCMP1516 is the source of this 2190-nucleotide messenger RNA. RefSeq lists its product as hypothetical. NCBI's taxonomy places the organism in Eukaryota, Haptophyta, Isochrysidales, Noelaerhabdaceae. The coding region runs from base 1 to 2190 and encodes 729 amino acids. The transcript has 3 exons. The record is from RefSeq and is a predicted model, not a curated record.
AUGGUGCCCCUCGGCAAGGAGCGCGCUCCGGCGCCGUCUACGACGUCGUCCGCCGCCGAGGACGCGGCGCCGGCGCAGCACUCGCGUAGGCGCGCCGGCGUCAUCCGGCAGGCGCAGCCGGAGGCGCCUGGGCAUCAGCUCGCCGCCUCGCACGCUGCUGCAGAGAAGCGCAAGGCCAACAAGAUGACGCCGAUGGAGCGCAGGGCGAAGCGCGCGGCCGACGAAAAGCGGCGCUGGCACGAGAAGCGCAAGGCGACGCGCGAGGCCGCCGCCAAGUUCAGCAUGGCGAGCGAGGACACCGAGAAGGACCCCGCGAUGGUGAUUGCAUCGCUGCUCGAUGAGCUCGUGGCCGAGGUAGCCGAGGUGGCGGAAGUUCGCGACGAGGUGGAUGAGGGUGAGCUUCAGGAGGAGCUGGAGAAGCUGCUCAUUGCGCGUAGCGGCUCGCCGUUGCUCGAGGACACGGGCACACGCGAGGCCCUCGAGCUCGAGCUGCGCGCCGACGGCUACGGCGCGGCACGCGGCGACGACGGGCCGCAAGUCUACAGCCUGCCGUUCAACGAGCUGCAGCGGCGCGUGGCCGACAGCGAGGACGCGUGGCCGGGCGAGGCGCAGAUAGCGUGGGAUCAGCGCGCGAUGCGCGAGCGGCUUGCACGCGGCGUGCCUCUCGGCGACUACCUCCAGGAGCUGCAGCAGCUGCUGAGCGACCCACCGCGCGAUUUAAUUGCCACCCACGAGCUCGCGAACUAUGGCAGCAAGCCCACUGAUUGGCGGCCACAGGGUAGAAACAUCGCGCCGCCGCCACCGCCGCCGCCGCCGCCGCCGCCGCCGCCGCCAGCUGCGUUGCCGCCGCCGCCACCCGCCAAUGACCCGUGCCGCUGCACAACAUGCGGCCACAUCCUACCUAUUUGGAAGUGCAAUGCUGGAUGUGAAUGCCUCUAUUCUGACCGGGAGGCGCUGCAGCUGCACAAGGCCUAUGAUUGCUCGCCGGCGUGCACACCGCACUGGUCGCAAUCACUGGUUAACGUGAAGUCCGGCUCCGUCGAGCCAUGUGCGUAUUGUGCCAAGUGCGCGGCCAGCCACUGCAUCGGAUUGGGCGCCUUCCCAGAUCUGGAGACGCAGCAGCAGCAGCGCAGGCUCGAGCUCGAGGCGCAGCACAGGAGCGCAGGUACGCUGCCGCCGCCGCCGCCAACGACGAGUGGCAGCAACCGCCUCCUGCAGGCAUUUGACGAGGGCGACAUGCCGUACUAUUACUACAAGGACACAUCGCACACCCUCGCGUGCAAAUACGAACUACUCGACACCAGUGUCGCCAAUCCUGACUGGACGCGCGAUCCGCCAGCCGAUGUGGCUGUCACCGAGGGCAAAUGGCCACCGGAGCGCUCCGAGUACGACCUCGGUGAGCACGGGCAGAAAGCAUAUCAUCGGCACCGCGUGCGGUGGUACAGGGAGCACACAUGCAAGGAGCUCACCGGCAGCCUUGAGGAGCAGAAUGGCCAGUGGGACAACUACAAGCGCAACUUCCGCGCACGCGGCGAUAGUGCUCCGCUCGAGAGGCGGCAUGGCGGCAUGUUAUUGAACCACUCUGGGAUGAUUCAGAGUGAUAUGCCCUCCUUCCGCAAGAAGGGCGUUUCGACGGCCAUCGCCGACGAGGGCGCCGCAGCAGCGGCGCUGCGGCCCGCGCCCAAGGUGGCCCUCUCCUUUGACCCCGACGAGGAGGGCGCACCGAUAAAGAUCAAGAAGAAGAAGAAGAGGGCGCACCCGCCACCCGCUGCGCCGCCGCCGGUGGGCGAUGCUGCGCCCGCGCUCGCCCCGGCGGCUGGCACCUACUCCUCCGGCUUCCUGCAGCAGCUACGCGACGCGCAGCGCACACGCACCGGCGACCCGGCCGAGCCGGCGGCGGCGGAGGAGGCGGCGGCCGGCGGGGGCGGGGGCGGCGCGAGCGUGGAGGAGAUCCGCGCGGCGCGCGAGGCGCGGGAGCGGGCGCGCCGUGCCGGCGACGAGCGUGAGGGCGGGCAGAGCUUCCUCCCGCUCGAUGACGCCGGCGAGGACGGGGGCGGCGCGUGGCGGGCGGCGCGGCUGCUAGAGGAGCUGCAGCCGGAGGAGGAGGAGGCGCGCAGCGGCGGCUCGGGCGGGCUGGCGGCGGGCCGGCGGAAGGGACGUGCGGGUGCGGUGCCGAGCGCCGUGUGGUAA